AUGAAACUUCAAUUGCUUGGUACAUUUCUUGUUUUAAUCUUGUUACAAUUUCAAGCCGUUAAUACAGACUCAAAUAAAACUGAAGAGGAUUCAUGUGUAAAAAGUGAUGAUGACAAUUCUAACGAUGAAGAUGAUCUGUGGCAUUGCAUUCCGAUUUGUUGCCCCCGGAAAAAUAUGAUGGCCAAUGGCGGAUGUAGUUUUAAGGAGCAUCUCUUCCGGACAAAACUUGAUUUGAACAUAAGACUCGAUGAUAAUUCGACAGAGGCCCUAUAUUUCAACAAUCAAACACUGCUAAUAACAUCGUUCUGGGAUAUCGAUGAAAUGAUGGGCCUGAGAAGAGAUGAGUACACGUUGUACAAGAACGGAACCAUAUACAUUCACUCUGAUCAGAGUAUACAGACCAAAGAAGAAUAUUGCUUUUAUCCGCAUCAGAUUUACUCGGACUUCCCAGAAACCAUAUGGAUUAUAUCACACAAGUUUUCAUCGAUAGAGAGUCCAGGAGCUUUCGAGCUUGCAUCUGGUUCCAUAAUAUGCUAUAUCAUCAUAUUCGGCAUUUAUCUUUUUGUAAAAGAACUACGAAAUGACUUUGGAAAGUGCGUAAUGAGUUGCGUAUUCUGCCUAUUUCUUGACUAUCUAAUCUGGCUUAUGGAUGAACUACGAUUGUUGGAUGACUUUUGCUCACUGACAGGUUAUAUCAUGUUCUUCUUUGAUUUUGCCAAUUCUGUUUGGUUCUCCAUAAUCAGCUAUUGCAUAUGGAAGAAAAUCACAUCUGUCGUUAGCCAAGAAAAUCGCGAUCAGUUCGUCUUUUACAGUACUUUUGCCUACGGGAUAUCUGCUAUACCACUCGGAAUCAUCAUUUCGAUUAAUCAAUUUUGGGAAGAGGAUCUCAGGAAAUGGAACUGGUUGCCCUUAGUUGGUUUUAGUAGAUGCUCGGUGGAUGAUUGUAAGCGGUCUUCCUGGGUUUAUUAUUUUGUGCCCUAUGCGAUCAUGUGUGCCAUUAAUAUAAUUAUGUUCGUUCUGACUAUCAAACACAUUAUGAAAACAAAAAGAAAUCUCCACAAUUUAACAAAACGACCAGAUAGGAACGAGACUUGUGUUACUGUAAAUUUUUUAAAUUUUGAGUUGUACCUAUUGUUUCUGCGGAUUUCCGGUAUUAUGGGCGUAGCUUGGAUACUGAUCAUUUUUUUGUUGAUAGAAGUGAAUUCCACUUUUUGGGACAUUUUCGGUAUAAUAAUCCAACAAAUACAUUAUGGUUUUGGUAUCAUUUUAUUUGUCCUGCUUAUUUUUAAGCGCAGCACCCAUCAACUGCUCAUUGCCAAGUAA
This is a messenger RNA of Drosophila melanogaster (fruit fly), 1323 nucleotides long. RefSeq names its product methuselah-like 13 (gene mthl13). NCBI's taxonomy places the organism in Eukaryota, Metazoa, Arthropoda, Insecta, Diptera, Drosophilidae. Gene Ontology annotation, molecular function: transmembrane signaling receptor activity; G protein-coupled receptor activity. Gene Ontology annotation, cellular component: membrane; plasma membrane. Gene Ontology annotation, biological process: G protein-coupled receptor signaling pathway; cell surface receptor signaling pathway. The record is from RefSeq and is marked reviewed. The coding region runs from base 1 to 1323 and encodes 440 amino acids. The transcript has 6 exons.